AGGUAUAGACAUGUCCUAAAUAACUUCCUGGUUGGUUGACAUUGAAGGAACAGUGAAAAGGAACUAAACUUUUGUCAUAACAACAUCAAGAGGUCAUGGCAUCCAGUAAACCUAUUCCAUGUGGUCCUUGUAAAGAAGGAAAAGUAAACACUAAAGCUGACAUCUGGUGUUACAACUGUGAUGAAGGAUUAUGUUCAAUAUGUUCUGGUCAUCACAAAAGAUCUAAGUUAUCACGUGAUCAUAAGACCAUUGAUAUUAAAAGUUAUCACCCAUCUGUCCGAGCUAUUAAAACAGAAUGUGACAAGCAUGGUCAACAACUUAACUUGUACUGUCCCAGUCAUUUAAUGCCUUGCUGUGAUGAAUGUAUUUCCAAUACUCAUUUAAAAUGUACUGGAAUAAAAAGUUUAGCAAGUGUUGUGGAGAAAACCAAGAUUGAAAAAUCUAAAGAAUCUGUAGAGAAAGAUAUCAACUCCAUCUUACAUCUCUUGGAUAAAAUGGUAAAUAACAAAUCACAAAACAUUAAAAGAGGAGAACAAGAAUAUGAAAGCAUAAAAGAAUUAAUUGUGAAAAUUCGCAAGAAAAUAGAUAAACAUUUAACCCACCUAGAGAAGAAGAUAUGCAAUGAGGCAGAUACCAUCUUGAAUCAGGAAAAAUCAAAAGCAACAGAUUUAAUAGCUGAGAUUGAAGGAAAACAGAAAAACUUAAAGGAAAUGCAGGACCACUUGCAUACAGUCAUACCACACACUUCAAAACUCCAAUCAUUUCUAGGUGUACAUCAAAUUGAACAACAAGUACAUCAAUGUCAACGAUAUGUUGAUGAUCUGGAAAAUGAUGACAGGGCAAAAGAAUUCAACAUCAAAAUGGAGCAAAACAAUGAAGUAGAAAAGAUAAUAAAAAAGUUAGAAUCCUUAGGAGAAUUAACCGUUGUUAAAACAGAUAUGGAUUUGAAUAAAGAAACAAGUGUGAGGAGGGAAGCACAAGUAGAAUCACAAGAACAAUCCAACAUAAACAACAUGACCAUGAACAUUGAGACAAAGAUAGAAAUCAACAUGAAGAAGGCGAGUGACAUAAUUUGUCUGAUGGAUGGAAGAGUUAUAGUAGUGGAAGUGGAAUCAAGUGGAAAAGUUAACCUACUUACUCCUGAUGGCAAACUUGAGAAACAGUUACCUAUACCUGGUGAAGCCUUCAGUGUCACACAGAUCAAUCAGGACACUAUAGCCAUAACUUAUCCCUGGGAGACAGCCAUUAAGAUCUUCAAUAUGAAGAUUGAAAGAGUAACCAAAAUUAUCAAAUUAGACAAAUUAUGCUGGGGAUUAUCAUUAUCAGAUAAUUCUCUUGUUGUAGGUUUGUAUAUUGAUGAAAUCCGUAUUAUAGACUUAGUAGGAAAUACACUGACGUCAAUACAAGUUGAGAGUGAAUCUUACCUGUAUUACCUUGUUUACUGUAAUGACAGAGUAAUCUAUAGUGACAUAGUAGGUAAAGCAGUAUACUGUGUGGAUGAAUCAGGUAAACAGAUCUGGCAAUACAAACAGGAUUUAUCAGGACCAAGAGGACUUUGUACAGAUACUUAUGGUAACAUUAUUGUAGCAGACCGUGACUCUCAUAGAAUAAUAGUAAUAUCAAAAGAUGGAAAGGAUAAUAAAGUACUGCUAAAUGAUGGACUGGAGUGUCCAAAAUGUAUUUGUUUGAAUCAGUAUGAUUCUUCAGGUUUUAUUUGUGAUGGCAAUGGCAAAUACUUGAGAAAAUUCAAUUUAUCUUCUGGAUGAAAUAUACACUGAGGAAUCACCUGACUUUGAUACAUAUACUACAACUAACAACUUGUUAUUUAUAUUCAUUCAAUAUCAUACAGAAUCAGUAAACUAAGUUGAGUCUGUCAUCAGUUAUUUUGGAUCAUAUCCUGUGUUAGAUCUCUCCAUAAUUUUGAACAUCUAUUCUAGUAAAAAAAUGAGGUCCAAUUUGUUAGCCGGUAUGAUGUAAAAACAGUGAAUCAAAGAAUUCAACGUUAAAUAUAAUAAUUCAAUUUUGGAUGUAACGCGUCUUCUGAUUGGCUGAAAGUUUUUUGUUUAUCAGCUCAUUUUGUCAUGUGACCAUGACGUCAUCAACAGUUUUUCAUGAUUUACAUGAAAUUUAGAAUUAAAUUAUAAGGAAUGACUGUGCACCACAUUUUUGAUUAUACUUCUUCAUAGACAGAAAAAAUAUAACAGUCAUUCCUUAAAUAAUAUAGGACAAUGGCGUUGAUUAAAAAUUACACCACUCCCGACACUUUUGUUUUCCACAGUUAACCCCAGGUUCAAUUUUCCAAAUGGAAAAUUGGCCCCGGGUUCAAAUUUCAGGGGGUUCAAUUUUCAAUAUGACACUGGGUCAAAUCUGAUACAUAUACCGAUAGUAUAAGUCACAUGUAGUUUCUGGUAGUAGUUAUGUCACCGGAUAUAUUUAUCCAUUUUGUUCAUUAUAAAGCAUUUCAUAUUAUUUGUGUUUUCAGUGUUGUAUGUUUCCCAUUCAUAUCAUAUUCAUAUUUCAUAUUCUUGAUUCUUGACGAUUGACGAAAAUAGUUUUGCGCUGCGUAUUUUGAAAUAAACUAUAGCUUUGUACGCUAUGUUUUGCUUUGCGUACCGAAUAUUUAAAUUAGUACAAUAGAAAGGUAAAGCGAUUCUUUAUUAUUAUUUAAAUGAUAUAUAUAUUUAUAUUCAAAUAGCAUGAGUUAUGCAUGAGCUCAAAGCGCGGCAAUACUAACCAUAUAUAUAUUAAUACAAUUUCACUUUUCGAGUUAGUCACUGGUCAUUAUUACAACCGGGGAGGCGGCAGAUUAAAGUCACCGCUGCAGGUACUUGUAAAUUUAUUUAUUCUUUUAGCUAUGUUUAAAAUGUUUCAAUUAAAGUAAAGUUACUUUAGUAUUUCAUAUAUAGAAUUCAGUAUGGCUUGAAAGCCGCAUUUUGGUAUGUAAGCUAAAGUCAGAAUAAAGCUCCGUUGCAUGCAAAUAUUUCAGUCAUAUAUAUUGUUCAUAUUUAUUGGAACAUAAUUGUAAACUUGGUUUACAAUUUGUUUACUUGCAGAUUAUAUAAUAAAGUAUAUAUAAAUUGGA
Mytilus californianus (California mussel) is the source of this 3082-nucleotide messenger RNA. RefSeq lists its product as uncharacterized. The transcript is spliced from 2 exons. Bases 96 to 1766 code for a protein of 556 amino acids. The record is from RefSeq and is a predicted model, not a curated record. Lineage: Eukaryota; Metazoa; Mollusca; Bivalvia; Mytilida; Mytilidae. Gene Ontology annotation, molecular function: protein binding; zinc ion binding.